Molecule: messenger RNA, 2633 nt
Organism: Daucus carota subsp. sativus
Lineage: Eukaryota; Viridiplantae; Streptophyta; Magnoliopsida; Apiales; Apiaceae
Product: glutamate--tRNA ligase, cytoplasmic
Exons: 6
Coding region: 180-2363 (727 amino acids)
Biological process (GO): glutamyl-tRNA aminoacylation; translation
Cellular component (GO): methionyl glutamyl tRNA synthetase complex; cytosol; cytoplasm
Molecular function (GO): glutamate-tRNA ligase activity; ATP binding
Source: RefSeq, a predicted model, not a curated record
AGUGGGGGUGUUUGUUCAAUACGAAGACGGCUGGAAGGAGGAAACAAAGGGCGGAAGUUAGCGUAAUUUUACAACAUUUCAACCCUACUCUCUUCUCUUCUACUGUUAUUUUUCAAACCCUAAUCUAGACUCCCCUCUCUCCCUAUAUUAUUUUUCAAACCCUAAUCUCUCUCUCUCUGAUGGAAGAUAUGGAUUUAAAGCUUCACUACCCUCCAGAUUCACUUCCCCUCUCCGCAAUCACCACCGCCAAGCUCGCCGGGAUCCCCAUCUCCGUUCAUUCCGAUCUCAGCUCACCCUCCCCUCCUGCACUACUUCUCCCCACUGGUGUGAAGUUACAGGGGAUAAAUGCAAUACUACGUUAUCUUGGUAGAAUAUCGAAAAAUGUUCAAGGUUUGUACAAGCGGGAUGAUCUCGAGUCUUCUCAGAUAGAUGAGUGGCUUGAUUAUGCCCCUCUCUUUGCCUCGGGCUCUGAAUUUGAGGGAGCUUGUAAAUUUGUGGAUGGCUAUUUACUGCAUCGGACUUUUUUGGUUGGUUAUAGUCUCUCUAUUGCAGACUUAGCAAUCUGGUCGGGUCUUGCAGUAACUGGGCGUCGAUGGGAAAGCUUGAAGGACUCCAAGAAAUAUCCAAACUUGGGGCGAUGGUUCAAUUCAAUAUCAGCUGAAUACGGUGCUUUAAAUGAAGUAACAGCACAAUAUGCUGGAAAAAAGGGCUCUGGAAAGCCAACAACAAAAUCAGUAGAGAAAGAACAAAAGGGCUCGAAUGCGCUUGCAAACGGAGAUGUUGGAAAAGUAGGAAGUAGGUCAACAAAUGAGGUAGAUCUUCCAAAUGCAGAAGGUGGAAAAGUUUGUUUGCGGUUUGCACCUGAGCCAAGUGGUUAUCUGCACAUUGGUCAUUCAAAAGCAGCACUCCUGAAUCAGUACUUUGCUGAUAGGUAUCAUGGUAAAAUUAUCAUUCGUUUUGAUGAUACGAAUCCUGCAAAAGAAAGUAAUGAAUUUGUGGAUAAUCUUUUGAUCGACAUUAAAACACUGGGUAUCAAUUAUAAGGAUGUUACAUACACAUCAGAUUAUUUUCCCCAGCUGAUGGAAAUGGCUGAGAAAUUGAUUCGUGAGAAGAAGGCAUAUGUGGAUGAUACACCACGGGAGCAGAUGCAGAAAGAAAGGAUGGAUGGAAUUGAGUCAAGGUGUAGAAACCACAGUGUAGAGGAGAAUAUAAAGUUAUGGAAGGAAAUGAUUGCUGGGUCAGAAAGGGGUUUAAUGUGCUGCGUCCGAGGUAAGUUGGACAUGCAGGACCCCAACAAGUCUCUUAGGGAUCCUGUCUAUUACCGGUGCAACCCCAUGGCCCAUCAUAGGAUUGGCAAUAAAUAUAAGAUAUACCCAACUUAUGAUUUUGCAUGCCCAUUUGUUGAUUCUAUAGAAGGUAUUACUCAUGCACUUCGAUCUAGUGAGUAUCAUGAUCGCAAUGCUCAGUAUUACAGAAUACAAAAUGAUAUGGGACUGCGAGAGGUUUAUAUAUAUGAAUUUAGUCGCUUGAAUAUGGUUUAUACACUUCUUAGCAAGCGUAAGCUUCUGUGGUUUGUUCAAAAUGGAAAGGUUGAUGGAUGGGAUGAUCCUAGAUUCCCCACUGUGCAGGGUAUUGUGCGCAGAGGUCUGCAAAUUGAGGCAUUGAUACAGUUCAUUCUCGAGCAAGGUGCAUCAAAAAAUCUUAAUCUGAUGGAAUGGGACAAGUUGUGGACUAUCAAUAAGAAAAUCAUCGAUCCUGUUUGUCCUAGACACACUGCAGUCUCUGCAGAGCGUGUCCUGUUGAUGUUAAAAGAUGGACCUGAUGAUCCUUAUGUUCGCAUUAUUCCAAGACAUAAGAAAUAUCCUGGUGCUGGGGAUAAGGCUACCACUUACACAAAGAGCGUAUGGUUAGAUCUUGCUGAUGCCAAGUGCAUUUCGGCAGGGGAGGAGAUUACCUUGAUGGACUGGGGUAAUGCCAUAGUAAAGGAAAUCAGCAAGGAUGAGGACGGAAGUAUCAAGCAUUUGACAGGGGUUUUGAACCUCGCAGGAUCUGUCAAGACCACAAAGUUGAAACUUACUUGGCUGCCUGAUACAAAUGAACUUGUUCCACUCUCUUUAAUGGAAUUUGAUUAUCUUAUCACAAAGAAGAAGCUUGAUGAGGAUGAGGAUUUUGUUGAUGUGCUUAACCCGUGUACCAAGAAAGAAAGUGCAGCAUAUGGGGAUUCAAAUAUGAGAAACUUGAAGAAAGGUGAGAUUUUGCAGCUGGAGAGGAAGGGCUAUUUUAGAUGUGAUGUUCCAUUUGUGAGGCCAUCGAAGCCUAUAGUGCUGUUUGCAAUUCCAGAUGGUAGGCAGCAAACUAAAUGAUAAAUAACAAGAAACAAUCACUUCAGUAAAGCAUGAUGCUUUUCAGUUUGGAAUCUAGUUUUUGGAUACCGAGAAAAGAUGUUCUUCAGUUAAAAGAAAAUGUGUGCUGUAAACGAAUUUCUGUUAUAAUUUUUGUGCAUUUAGAGUUUUCUAAUUUAGUCCGACUUUUGAACUUGGAUAUUUUAUUAUCAGUGUCUGGAUGUGCCUGUUUUGACUUGGUAUAUGUCCCAGCUUUGAAUUGAUAUUAAAUUCUCUGAUCGGUUACAUUUA